Recurvomyces mirabilis is the source of this 894-nucleotide messenger RNA. RefSeq lists its product as uncharacterized. NCBI's taxonomy places the organism in Eukaryota, Fungi, Ascomycota, Dothideomycetes, Mycosphaerellales, Teratosphaeriaceae. Gene Ontology annotation, biological process: transmembrane transport. Gene Ontology annotation, cellular component: endoplasmic reticulum; membrane. The transcript is spliced from 2 exons. The coding region runs from base 1 to 894 and encodes 297 amino acids. The record is from RefSeq and is a predicted model, not a curated record.
AUGAUCAGCAACUCCCUGACCUUCGCGCUGGGACCAAGACUGCUCAAACCUCAUGACGAGGACGAGCCUCAAAGCUGGAAGCAGGGUGAGAUGAAGGUCGAGGAGACUCAUCCUGGUGCAACGAAUGGAUAUCCAUAUAUCCAACGCGAGGACGACCAGGAGCAUGCUCACGAUGACGAGCGCGAUAACGAGGAUGAGCAACGUCGAGUCGACGAGGAGACCUCGUUACUACCUAAGCCCCUUAUCCAAGUCAGCUACAAAGCCGGAGACCGACUUUACUUCCGCACCAAACACUGGUGGGAUAAUCAGCCAAAGUGGAUACAGACACCACUUGAUAUCCUGUAUUCUUUCGUUAACGCACCAUUGAUUGGCGCAGUCAUCGGGGCGAUCAUCGGUCUGGUCCCGGCACUACACAAGCUCUUCUUCAGCGAGACGAACGAAGGCGGCUACUUCAACGCCUGGCUGACAACGCCGGUCCAGAACAUCGGGAGUCUGUUCGCCACGUUGCAAGUGCUAGUCGUAGGCGUGAAGUUGAGCCAGAGUAUGCGGAAGAUGAAACAGGGCGAGGAUAGUGGAAGAGUGCCGUGGAGUAUUGUCAGCUUUGUUUCGGUAAUCAGAUUCCUGAUCUGGCCUGCCAUCUCCAUCCCAAUCAUUUGGGUUCUAGCAAUCAAGACGAACUCUCUUGCAAACGACCCAGUGCUUUGGUUCUGCAUGAUGCUGAUACCGAUAGGGCCCACAGCCAUGAUCUUGGUGGCAUUGUCCGAUGUCAAUGGCAGUGAAGAGAGCGAGAAGAUGGCUAUUGCAAAGUUCCUGACCAUCUCAUACGCAAUUACGCCGUUGGUCUCCAUAGCGGUCGUCGGGGCGCUGAAAGCCACUGAGAGUGCCAUAGGAUAA